AUGAAAUACAAUCAAAUUUACAUUUCCAAUUUCAACCACCAUGAACACAACCUCAACCACAAUUACACCCAAAUCCCCUUCAAAUGCAAUGGUUGCAAAGAAGCUGGAAUAGGAUCCAACUAUACAUGCACCACAUGUAACCACAACUUACACAUCCAUUGUGCUCUCCCUUCCCCUUCAAUCUCCCACCCUUUUUACACCAAAUGCACAUUCCAAUUCCUCCCCACCCCACCAGGCUCACUACCCCGCUACUGUAACGCCUGUGAAAAAGACAUCUUAGGGUUUGUCUACCACUGCCACGCGUGCGGAUUUGACCUACAUCCAUGUUGUGCAAAGCUUCCAACAAUCUUGGAUGAUGGUGAGGUUAAGCUCUACUUGUGCCGGAAAGUGAGGUCAUCCUGCCACCGGUGUGGCGGCAGAGGGCGGAGCUGGAGCUAUAGGUCGGUAUGCAAGAAGUAUAACUUGCAUGUGGCGUGUGCAAAGGAGAUGUUGAUGGAGAGUUGGCAUGACAUAUGUUAUGGUGAGGUUUAUAUGUAUGGGGAAAAUUGGAAUGUGGAGAUAAAAAUUCCUAGUUUGAAGGGGACACUUAUGAAGAAUUAUCAUAAGAAAACUAAAGGGAGAAUGAAGAAAUGUUGUAAGAUAGCUGGUUUAGCUUUGCAAUUUGUGAUAUCAGCUGUUCUUGGUGAUCCGACUACUUUAAUCGCUGGUGUUGUUGGUGCUUUAAUGUCAGAUUAG
Messenger RNA from Lactuca saligna, 735 nucleotides. Lineage: Eukaryota; Viridiplantae; Streptophyta; Magnoliopsida; Asterales; Asteraceae. The record is from the annotation of a GenBank genome assembly.